This is a messenger RNA of Blepharisma stoltei, 9384 nucleotides long. The record is from the annotation of a GenBank genome assembly. Lineage: Eukaryota; Ciliophora; Heterotrichea; Heterotrichida; Blepharismidae.
AUGAUUAGUGCAGUGCAGAGUGACCCAUCUUCUUAUAAAUAUGAAAUUUACUAUAAUUUAACAAAUAUUGAUGGGCAAUCAACGAGUUUGUUUUUCUUGCCGAGUCAAUUAUACUCUUUCAAUACCUGGCAAAGAGUUAUCUUGUCAUAUUUUUAUGAGUCAGGCUCAAAUGUAAAAUUAUUUGUAAAUGACCAAAUGGUCGAAUCUCAAAUAUAUGCAGACUAUUUUUAUAAUGAGAAUUAUAAUUAUAAAGUUGAUUUAGGGAAUUGAGAUUUUAAAAGGAAAUUUGUUGGAUAUGUGUAUUCUUUAAAAAUAUAUAAUUAUGCAUUUGAAUCUGUCAAGCCAUGGUCGACUUCAUCAUGCGGAUACCCAUACUGUACUGAGAACAAUGAAGCCUUAAUAAACUGCAAACCUUUGGAAUUUUAUGAUAUUUCUUCAAAAUCUUGUAGUUAUUGUAGCAGCUACUGCUUAUUUGGAUGUGCAAGAGGAAGUGAUAUUUGCAAUCUUCAUCAAAAUCCGCUUUGUCAAUCUUAUGAAAAUUUGAAAUUCAAUAUCUGUGAAACAUGCAAAUCAAAUGCGAAUAACAUCCCCCCUUGUAAUUGUGCUAAAAAUUUGAUAUACGAUACUGUAUCAGAAACUUGCAAGUGCAGCGAUGGCUCUCAGCCGGUUAAUGAUCAAUGCUCUUCUUGCAUUAGAUAUCUUCAGUCUCAUGAAAUAAAUGGAUAUUUUACGUCAACAUUUCUAACUUCUUUAAACUUGUAGAAAAUAUACAUAAAAUGGCCGGAGACGAGCGACCCGUCCCUUCGUGGCGGGUGUCUUUAUGUAUACCGGACGUGGUUUUUGGAUACGGAGAGCUACUCAAGGGAAGAGUUAGCCUCGAGGCGAGAGGCCCAGCCCAAUUUCCGCUGAUUUUGGGACUUGACCCGGGCAGCAGUUUUUCGCAUUCUUUUUGCCAGUAGCGCCGAGGCCCAGACUCGGUGUCCGAAAGAGGCAGGGUGAGUUACCUGCCUAGGCUACUUGCUGGCUUAGCCCCGAAUCCCGCAAGGGGUUGAGUUCUUUCUUAAAGAUGAUCUGGGAAAGAGGGGAGGCGAAGCUAGACUAGAACUCAAGGGCGCAAAGUCUCUCCAGCUAAAAGGGUCCUCUCAGGAGGGCGAUCUGGCCAACCGGAGGCAAAGACUGGCGUAACUCGGGGCGGAAGGCUGAGUUGGAAAUGGUGGUGCCCAGCGACAGUCGGCUGACGAGAAACCGGGGUUUCGGCCCGGGCUCAGAGAACCAGUGAUGGAAGUCCAUCCUUUUCGCUCGUGCCAGCACGGCUCCCCAAGGAGCGCGGAGAAAUUUCACGCUUGGAAAUAGGGACUAUAAAUACACAGCAUAUUCUAAUCUAAUCUAAUCUAAACUUGUAGAAAUUUUUUUUUUUUUUUUUUUUAUCUCUCCAGUUAAGCGAGAGAUAAUAGAUUACUCUUAAAGGGGUUCAAUUUUCUAUUUAAAGUAUAAAAAUAUUUGAAAUAAAGAAAAGAAUAUCUAGUUUAAUUUAUAAAAUUCAUAUAUUAGGAUGAAGCAGUCUCUAAAUUGCUAGCAAUUAUUAAUAAGAUUUAAAAUUAAAAUUAUUUUCCUCUUACUUAAAAGGAAUAUUCUCUAAAAAAUCAUUUUUUAAUAGUUUUGCUCUCCUAAAAGAGAGAACAUAACAAAAUUAUUUUUACGGAUUUUAAAAAUUACAAUUUAAAUAUUUAAAUCAAAAAUUAAAUAUAGAAAUUUCUUCUUUCUUUCAUCAAUUUUCCAAUGAUUUUCAUCGAGGAGUGAGAGUAAGAUUAAUUUUUGAGUUUUCAAUCGCUGUUGAUAUAUCUGGAUUGAAAUGUUCAAAUAUUUUUCCUAUAACUAUAUUAGCUAAAUUUGGAUUAGACUAUUCCUGCAGUCUUGGCUCUGAUAAAAUUACUGUUGAGCUUGGAAAGGAUUUUGCUAUAAGAGACGAAUCAGUAUCUCUUAUAAAGGGUUCGCUAAAAAGUGGAAACGAAUGCGGAUACACUGCAAAUGAUAUAAGUGUAUCACUGCAGUAUUCUGCUUCUCCUCCAUUUCCUCUUUCUAUAAUAGAUGCUCCUAAUACAGUAUUAUACAACUGCCAAGAUUUGUUAAUUUCAGGCCAAAAGUCAACAGGAAAUCUUAACUCUGCAUUCGAAUACAAAUGAACACUCUCAUCAAAUCCGCCUUUGCAAACCCUAUUACAGUUCAAUACUGACUUUCAAACGCAAAUUUCUUAUUUUUUUAUUCCGAGAAGUGAUUUAUCAACAGCAAACAUCACAGUGACUCUCACAGUAAGAAAUAUUUUGGGUAGUGUAGGCAAAAAUUCAAUUGUCAUUCAAUCAAUUCCAAAUGGAAUCUCAGUAAAUUUUGACAGAACAGUCAGCUAUGAAAUAAUGGCUACCCAAGCAAAAUACUUUGCAGCUGGAUCUAUUUCAUCAUGUGAUGAAAUUAGCAGGCUUUCUUUAGAAUGAAAACUCAUCUAUGCAGUUGGUAAUCUAACAACUAUAAAUGAGAAUUCUAUAUGGGAAAGCCAAAAAUGGCCAUCAAGCUUGUACAUCCCUUCAAAAAGCAUCCCAUCAUACACAAAUGCUACAUUUGCACUGCAAGCAACUAGCCUAACUUCAAACGUCAAAGGAGUUGGAACUCUUGAGAUUUCUGUAUUUCCAGCAUCUCCCAUCAUUCAGUUUUCUCGUAUAGAUGGAAACGCAGAUAUUACCAAAUCAUUUUCUAUUGAUGCAAGCUCAAGCUACGAUCCUAACGAAAAUAAGGCUCUUUCCUUUAGCUGAAGGUGCACUCAAAAAGAUUCAGUUAAUUGCUCAUCAUUAAUUUCGAAUUCCUAUUCGUCAAUUUUAAAUAUUCCUCCAAAUUCUUUAGAAGACGGAGCUGAUUAUGAUUUUUCACUAUUAGCUGUAGCUGAUUUUUCAAAUGGGAGGCAAGGGAAAUACUCGGUGAAAGCUGAAAAAUCUAUCAAAAUAAGCACUGUUAAUUAUUAUGUGCCUAAUUUUAACGUCAUUAAUGCAAUCUCUAAUGAUCAGUCUAGCAUUAUAUCUGGAAAUGAAAGAUUGCCACUAGCGGCUUCAAUCCAAAAUGAACAAAAUAAGCAGUUCUUUUAUCAAUGAAGCUUAAAAGGAGGGGAAGCUCUUGAAUUCACAACUCCUCUUGAUCAAUACGCUAUAGCGAUUUCACAGGAUUCUUUAAACACUGGGAUUACCUAUACUCUAAAUUUAGCCAUUUUCGAUGGCAGCCACUACUCUUCAUUCUUUUACUCAUUCUAUACCAAUUCUCCCCCACAUUCAGGAACUCUAAUUGUCAACCCAGGUGAGGGCGUCGAAACAGAAACCAUUUUUAAAAUGGAUGCUUUAGGUUGAAUUGAUGAAGAAAAUGAUUACCCAUUUACCUACUCAUUUGGCUAUUUAACUGAUAAUAAUUAUGUUUUUAUAAACAUAAAAAACCAAAGCUCUACAUAUUUCACAACUUUUCCCUGUCUAAGUAGGAGCACUUUGUCUGUUUUUGUAGAUGUUUAUGACAGUUUAGAAGCAUUUUCAAGAAAAAUUGUGAAUAUAAAGAUAUCAAAAAAUAAAAAUCUGGAUCAAAAUGAGCUAUACAUAAGUUCCCAAAAUUAUAUUUAUUCAAUAACUUCUAACCCUCAAACGUAUCCAGGAACAAUUGGAGACUUGUGCAGCUCUAUACUUAAUCGAGAUUAUUAUUUAAACGGGGAAUUCAAAAAUCCUUCUGAUGAUGACAAGGUAUUUUUUGAUGAAGUUACCAACUCAACUCUUUAUUGGACAAAAAGUUUAAUUGAAAAAGGUGACUUGGAUAGUCAAGCAGUUUCGAAUUUUGCAAAUUUAUUAACAAUGAUUACUUUGAAUCCAUAUUUAGCAAGCAGUGAUGUUGAAGAGAAAGUCUGUGAGAUGAUAAAUACUAUAACAGAAAACAUCCCAGAAACCCAAAUAUUGCCUGAGUGUGUGGUUUUGGCUUAGGUCUCUCGAUCUUUCCUGAUGGGAAAAGGAUUUUGCUUGGCCGAGUUAUGCUAGUUAAACCAGCUCUCCAUAUCGUAGAAGCACUUGCUGAGAUUUCGACCAUUUUAGGAGUUGAUUUUCCCUCAUAAUUUGGCUGAGCAGAUCUCUCUUUUUCCUAUCGGAAAAAAUUGGGAAGCACAAUUCAAAAUCAUGCUCGGGGCAUAUUGCUAACUCUCUUAUUUAAUCAAAUAAAUAUUGAUAAACUUUUCUUUAAAUUGAACAAAAAAUCUUAAAUUUUAAAAUUUUUAUUGAUGGAAAUAAUAAUCUUAUUUUAUAUUGCCCGAAACCUAGCUUUGGCUCGAGCUUUGCCGAUGUCUCUUGAUAUCAUCCGGGACUUGGUUUAACUAAUAUUUGUUGGGUAAAGCCAAAUUCCCAGAUGAAAAAAAUAAGUAGCAAGUUGAUUGCGAUUGGGGAGUUGGCUUGCCAAGAAGCCAGUGCAGCCCAAUCCAAAACUGGAAUCGGGCUAAGCCUUUUACCUAAUUUAACGGGCUAAUAUUCACGAAAUAGAAACUACCUCCAUCAUACUAUAUUUUAAAAGGAAAAUCUCUUCAUCAUUUUCGACGGCAAAAAAACAGCAGGAAAAAGUCUGCCUUUUUUCGGCUUAACCCUAAAUUAUAAUCAAUAUAAUGGCUUAUUUUAAAAAUAAAUUUAAUUCCCUUUAAAUAGGUAUAGAAGAGGAGUAAAUGAACAAAUCGAUGGCUAUUUUACAGCUAUUGACCAAUCUUACCAGUAUAAUGCUACUAGCCUAGUUAAUAAGACAAAUGAUCUUAGUAUUGGAGUUGACGCCAUGAACAGUGUUAGUAAACUUAUCCUUUCACAAAUGGUUAUUAAUGAAAACCAAUUUAUCAUAACUGAUAAUUUGGAUACUACUCUCACAGUAAUGGAAAGCAAAGACCUAAAUGAUUUUCAGUUAUAUUCGAAUUCGAAAACAGCCUCAGUAGUCUUGCCUUCUGAUUUUUCUUCAAUAUUAGAGAGUUAUACACUAAAAACUGAAGUUGGAAUUUCAAUGACCCUCCUAAAAUCCCCAAGCAAUGCAGACAGUUUAUCAUCUUCUGUAGUUGAUUUCUCAAUCUAUGAGCGCCAGUCAAAUAAAAAAAUUGAAAUAAAUAUGACUUCUUCAUAUGUCUUAAUAGAAAUUCCUGUCUGGAACUUGAAAUCAUCAAAAUUCGUCCCUGAGUGCGCUUAUUUAAACACUAAAAAUAAUACCUGAAGUACUCUAGGAUGUAAAAAAUGGCAAAUAAAGCCAACUAGCAUUAUAUGUAACUGUACCCAUUUCACUACUUUUGCAGCUAUAGACUCUGCAGCCUCAACAUUGGUAAACUCAAACAUUGGUGACACUAUAAAUGUAUCUGCGUGAACUAGUUUAAAUGAGUCAAAUGCUAUUGGCUUAUAUUUUGGAAUAAUCACUUUUAUAGUUUAUAUAAUUUUGGCUAUCAUUACUUAUAAAAAAGAUAAAAGAGAAGAGAAAUUGGAAGAAGAGGCGAGGAAAAAGAUGAAAGGAAUACCUAAAAAAGUAGAAAAAAUUAUCAGCGAAUUCAAUGAUUUAUCAGAAAUUGAGAAUAAGCCUGAAAAAAUGAUGGAAAAUGCUCAUUUAGAAACAAAUAAGAAGUCUUUCAUUUGCUUCUGUAAGAAGAAAAAGAAACUUGAAGAUUGCAAUGCUGACUCUAGAGCUAAGGGAUCAAAAAAAUCAUGUUGGCCAUUCUGUAAAAAGAGAAACCAAGCUAAAAGAAACCAGGAUAGUGAAAUUAUGAAAUCUUAUCAGGAAGUAAUAAAGCUUUCAGAAAAAGCUAGCUUUUGGAAAUGCUGUAAAAAAACACAAAAAAAUAAAAAUAAUAUAGAUCAAAGUGAGGCAUAUUGCGGCUCCAUGUCAAAUGACCGUGGAAAUUUGAUUGUGUGACAUCUCAUAGGGAAACUUUGUUCGAAUCAUUUUUGAUAGUGAGACAUUUGACCGAAAAAACCGUCAAAUUUCAGCCAAAUGAAUACACUAUUUAAAAAUUUUCGACCAAAAGUACUUCGGUGAAAUGGACUCUAUCAAAAAGGCAAAGUCAUUUGACCUGCACCCACAUAUUGCAGCCCUGACGAAGUCUAUGUUUAUAGUUUUACUGACGGAACAAAUUCUGAGAGCACUGAAACUGAAGAAACUAAAGAAACUAAAAUGGGAAAGUGGUUGGGCAUCAUCUCAGAAAAGCAUGAGCUCUUUAAUAUUCUUUUCACAAAAGUUCCUCAGCACCCAAGUCUUUGCAGAAUAACUCUAUAUUUUUUAGUUUUGAUAGGUCAGAUGUUUUUUAUUGGUAUGUUCUACGAAACAACUUCCACAUCAACUGAAACAGUCAUAACAAACUCAACAAAUUCCACAUCUUCUGACUACAGCUCAGAAGGCUUUUCAAUCGAUUACAGCUGGCAUGACUUUUGGAUUAUGGUUUGAUCCUCUUUAUUGAUGAUAAUCGUAACUUCAACUCUCAGCAAACUCUUUACUGAGCAAGAGAUCACUGAUCAAAUGACAGGACUGCAAUAUAUAAAAAUUAAGAGGCAAAACAAAAUAAAAAGAUGGAUAGGAUUAUUUUUAGCGUGGGGUAUUAUGUUCUAUUUCUUGUGAAGUAUUGCUUUAUAUUCUAUUCAGUUUGAUGAGGAUAUUAGUAGAGUUUGGGUUCUUAAUACAGGUAUAGGCUAUACGGUUAAUAUUUUGUUUACGUCUGUGAUUAAGAUAGCAAUUACUGCAUAUAUAACUAUGAAAUUAUUAGAUCUUAUUGAAAAAUAUAAAAAGAAAAAAACUAACUCCCCCCCAUCCUUGAUCGAACGACUCACCAUCGUUCGAUCAAGAAUGGGUGUUUAAAAAAAAAAUUUUUUGGGACAAAAAAUUUUAUAUAAAAAUAAAAAAUAUAGUACCCCCCCUCGUUUGUCGCAUUUUCUAGUUUUUUGCCAUUUGUCGCAUUUUCUAGUUUUUUUUUUUAUAAGAGAAAAAAAAAAUUUUCAGGACCUCAUUUUGUCGCAUUUUCUAGUUUUUUUUUAAGCCAAAAAAAAAUCGGUUCAGGACCUCGCUUGUCGCAUUUUCUAGUUUUUUUUUCUCUCUAUCAAUUCCUAAAAAUUAAAAUUCGUCAAAGGGAUCAGUUAGUGAAAUUUCAUCAUUUCUUCCUUCAAAAUCCUUGCUCCCAUUCCUCAAUCCCCACAGCUUGCUUCCCAUUACCUGCUCCCAUUGCUUAAGCCUCACCACUUGCCAUUCACCAUUCUUAUUCCCCUAUCUUCAUGCCUAUUUCCUUAUUUGAUAGCUUAAUUUCUAGUCUUCCAUAUUAAUUAAUGGAGUUGCGCGAAAUUGAGGACCAGCCGAUAAAAAUCCCGGCAAUGAUUCAAAGCAUGGCUUAUGGAGAGAGGCUCAAUGCAAAGCAGAUCCAAAGAGCGUCUUGCUGCUUGUGGCAAGGACAUGAGCCUGACGACGAUCAGGCACUACACCAACAAGUUCAAUCCUGAAGAGCACACUUUAGAGCUCAGGCGGAAGCUUGUGGACCAUGGACUAUCGCCUCCUCCUAAGAAAAUCAAGUGGAAUGAUGGAGAGCAUAGUCAAGAGGAUCAUUGACGUAGGUUUCUUUAAAAACGAAGAACUUGCGACAAUCUUGGGGACUUCUAAACGGACUAUUGAGCGAAUUGCUGCAGAGAAUACUGAGAGUGAAUCUGACGAAGCGGCUGGAAGAGAAGAGGCACUAUCCAGAUCUCCCCUAAAGCAUUGAAGUGAUGAAGACUUUGCUGAGGUCAUUAAGGAAUGUGAGAAGGAUACAGGUUUUGUCAGCAAGGCAAGUUUGAGGGCCCAAUUCAAAAGAAAGACAGUUGACAUCAGCGAAGAACAGCUAGGAAAAGAGCUGAAGAAGAGGGGAUAUGUCUAUAGAAAGAAGAGGGUUGUUCUACAGCUAACUGAAGCUCAUAAAGAGCAGAGAAUGUCCUGGGCUAGGUCUUUGAUUGACUCAGAUAUCGCUUCAUGGGAUCUUCAGUGAUGAGUGCUAUGUGCAUCUCUUUCGUAACUCUAAUUUGUGCAAAGAAGGGAUAAACGCAACGAUUGAAGAGCCUAUCAAUUGAAAAACCUCAAUUAUGAUCUGGGGAGGAAUUUCUAUCGUUUUUGGCAAAAUGCUCUUCAUAAAGAAGGAGAAGUAUGCAAUCAAUGCCCAGGUCUAUAUCAGAGACAUUCUCCAGGGCUAUAUUGAGCCUUUAGAUGGAGACUACACCUUCGUUCAGGAUGGGGCAACAGCCCAUACUGCAAGGCAGACUAUGGAAUAUUGCAGAGAAAACGGGAUUGAUGUGAAGACUCAAUCGCCGAAGAGCCCAGAUCUCAAUCCAAUUGAGGUGAUCUGGGCCAAUUUGAAGAGGAAAGUGGAGAAAAGAAGGCCUGACAGCAAAGCCAGACUAAUUGCUGCCAUUCAGGAGUCAUGGGACGAAAUUUCUUUUGAGGAAGUGCAAAAUUCCAUUCUUAAGGUGAAAAAUGAAAGAGCAAAGCAGGUCAUUGAAGCGCAAGGAGAAUGGAGUUAAUAAGCUAGCUAAUUUAAUCUAUUCUCUAAAAAGGGGAGAGUAAAGUGGGAAGGACUGGGAAGGACUCGGGCCUGCUAACCCUCUGCAGGCAAAUGUAAGGUAAACUCCUCUAUAAUUACUCAGUUAAAUUAAUCAGAAACUAUUUUUUAAAAAAACUAAGAUUUGCGACAUCAAAAAAAAAUUAAAAAAACUAGAAAUUGCGACAAAUGUAUUUGCACUAGAAAAUGCGACAAACGAGGUCCUGUAAAUUUUUUUUUCCCUUAAAAAAAACUAGAAAAUGCGACAAACGAGGGGGGGGGAUACUAUAUAUAUAUAUUUUAUUUUUACUUUUAAAUAAGAGGGUUAAGAGUAUUUAAUAAUUAUUUUUACAGCAAGAAAUUGAAUUAUUUCAUAAAAAUACCAAUUUUUAAUAUUUUUGAUUUAUUAGUUGUAUAAAUUUUAAUUUGUCCUUAUUAAAUUAAUUUUUUUUUUAAAAAUUUUUAAAAAAAUCUCUGUUUUAUUAGAUUAUUAGUUUUUAAGCCUAGGUUGAUGACUAAAUCACUUCGAAUGGUUGAUUUCGAAGCUUUCUGUCGUCUCAAAGUCUCUGAAAACAACUUCAUUAUGUACAUCUUUCCAAGCUUUUGAUAACUAAUAUUGUUUUAUAUAUAUAAAAAUUGUCAUGAUAUGAAAAUCGUUCGAUCAAGGAUGGGGUUAAUUUCCCAAAUUUUUAGGAAAUUUUACAGUCAAUCGUUCGAUCAAGGAUGGGGGGAGUAAGGAAAACAAUGAAGCUGAGAUUCAUAUAACAGAUUUCCAGCAGCCUACAACUGAAACUAGAACUUCUACUGAAAAAAAUUAA